Molecule: messenger RNA, 1407 nt
Organism: Symbiodinium necroappetens
Lineage: Eukaryota; Dinophyceae; Suessiales; Symbiodiniaceae
Source: the annotation of a GenBank genome assembly
AUGGACGACAGAGCUGCGGGGGUCCAUGCGCUGCGGAAGAAGGUCCAGGCACCGCGACCCGGUGCAAGCAAUCCACGUGCUUCCGAUGGCAGCGGGACGCGUCGCGGCUUUGUGUUUGAUUUGACACUGGACCGUUUCUUUGCUGCGUGGCAUGCUGUCGGCAGGGAUGCCCGUCACUAUGGGAGGAGUCGACGAGACGCGAACUCACGAAAAUGGUUGCGCACACAAUGCUCGACUCGGUUCUUGUGGAGCCUGGUCGCAUCUUUGCAGUGCUUCGUUGAUAAGCCUCUGCCAGCAAAAUUGUUUCGUGGAAUGCGCUGCCGGCACAGAUCGACCCAGAAUGCAGGAACUUUGUUGUCAAGCAGUGAAAGAGGCAUCUGUAAGGUCGUGUUUGAUAUCGAGGCGGAGCCUGCAUUAGUUCCGGCGAUGCAGCUCGUCCGGGUUUGUGUGGUGCCGCAUCCUUUCUUGGCUGGGUUGGCGUUUCUGGCUUGGGCACUGGCUCAUGCGCAGCAGGAGGACUUGAAGAUUGACAGCUUGCGUACGGCUUUGAUGUUCAACCAAGUCAUGGGGAAGUCUUCGGGCCAGCUGACCAUGCUCGCAGUCAUGCAAGAAGAGGCGGUGAAAGGCUUGAAGUUUUGCUUUGCCGCCUGGAAGAAGACCGUGAACCGUAAGGCCCAGGCUCUGCGGAAGUUCUGGCUGAAGGGUCUGAGGGAAGCCUUCAAAGCCUGGCUGGAGACCCUCUUGCUCGACCGACACGACCGGGCCUUGGACCUGCUGACCCGAACGCAGGCCGAGCUGAAGCAGCUGCAGAUCACGGCCUUGGCGAGGCAGGCGCAGGCCGAUCGACUCCGAGGAUGCGUCCUCGAAGUCCGGCAUGCGUGUUUCGAGGGCUCCUUCGUCCGGCGGGUCCUGUUCUCCUGGAGACGUCUCUCACGGAGCCGGCUGAUGGCAGAGAGCCGCGCGCGGGCGCGGCAAGCUCUGGCAGCCUCAGCGCUGCAGGUGGCCGAAGCCAUGGGAAAGCUUACAAUACCUUUCUUGCGACCCCACCUGCAGGCAUGGGCAAGUCACACAAGUCAAGCGAGGAAACUGAAGCACGCCGCAGAGAACACGAUCAAAGCACUGGUGGGCAGCUCUUUGUCGACGGUGUUCCGCGCCUGGAAGCAAAUGAAGCUGAGCAACUACCAGAGCCUGGUAGCCAAGCUCCAUCAGCGCGAGCGCGAGUACUCCGAGCUCCAUGAGCUCUCCGAGUCCUUCUUCCAGUGCUCCAGAGAAGGCUCCCAGCGCCUCAAGGCGAUGGAGUCCGCUGCGCGGGCCGCGGAUCGAGUUCUCCAGAUCGGCGCGGCGAGGGCGGACUCCUUGGAGGCCGAGGCCCGGGCCCUGCGCCGCUCCCUGCCCCUCGGAUCGUCG